Mesocricetus auratus (golden hamster) is the source of this 840-nucleotide messenger RNA. Its product is annotated as lymphocyte antigen 6E-like. The transcript has a single exon. NCBI's taxonomy places the organism in Eukaryota, Metazoa, Chordata, Mammalia, Rodentia, Cricetidae. The record is from RefSeq and is a predicted model, not a curated record. Gene Ontology annotation, molecular function: acetylcholine receptor inhibitor activity. The coding region runs from base 110 to 520 and encodes 136 amino acids.
CUGCCUGGGAAUCUCCAGACUCCGGCGAUCUCCAGGACCUGAGGUUUCCGGAGCUCUUCGGGGUCGCUUCGCCCGGAGCAGGCUUCUUUGGCUUGUGAGCCCUCAGCAGAUGCCUGCCUCUUCCAGCAUGAGGGUCUUCUUGCCUGUACUGCUGGCAGCCCUUCUGGGUGUGGAGCAAGCCCAUUCCCUGGUAUGCUUCUCCUGCACCGACCAGAAGAGCAAUUUGAAAUGCCUGUGGCCAACUGUAUGCCCGAGCUCAGACAAUUACUGUGUCACAGUAUCUGCUACUGCUGGCUUUGGGGAUAUCAACCUUGGCUACACCCUGAAUAAGGGCUGUUCCGAGAUCUGCCCUCGUGAGAACAUCAAUGUCAACUUAGGUGUGGCAUCUGUGAAUAGCUACUGCUGCCGGCAUUCCUUCUGCAAUAUCAGCACAGCUGGCCUCGGACUUCGUGCUAGUGUCCCACUCCUGGGCCUUGGACUCCUGCUCAGCUUGCUGGCUCUGCUGCAGCUGGGCCCCUGACCAUCCCCGUGUAUGCUCCCCGUAUUCCCCCAGUUCAGGAAGAAAAGCUAGGGGGACCCUAGGAGCCUUCAGCUUCUGAGUGUGUCUAGUCCCCCUCCACAUUCUUUCAACAUCAGGGCUAAGCACCAAAUGCUUCCACAUCUGCUCUGUUGAAGUGGGACUAGCUACUCUUGUGUCCAGAACCAACCCUGUAACCUCCCUUGGGGACCAGGAAAGGGGUAAAAUCCUUCCUCAGAGUCUUAGAGUACCAAGGUCAGUACAGUGUGUCCUAUGGACACACUGACAAGGGGGGGAACUACCCAAAUGAAUAUAUACCUGUG